This is a messenger RNA of Papilio polytes (common Mormon), 2216 nucleotides long. It is a transcript of the gene Pmp70, whose product is annotated as ATP-binding cassette sub-family D member 3. Bases 119 to 2116 code for a protein of 665 amino acids. The record is from RefSeq and is a predicted model, not a curated record. The transcript has 15 exons. Gene Ontology annotation, biological process: fatty acid beta-oxidation; peroxisome organization; very long-chain fatty acid catabolic process. Gene Ontology annotation, molecular function: ATP hydrolysis activity; long-chain fatty acid transmembrane transporter activity; ATP binding. Gene Ontology annotation, cellular component: peroxisomal membrane. Lineage: Eukaryota; Metazoa; Arthropoda; Insecta; Lepidoptera; Papilionidae.
UCAGUCGUCAGACGUCAGACAGCCAGUGAUAAUAUGUGACUACGACUACUUUUUCCGACAUUGUUUCAGUGCUUUCAUUAUUAUUUAUUCUAUUUUAAUAUAAUAUUAUAGUAUUACAAUGGCUCCGAAUUUUAGCAAAAUUACUUCAAGGACAGACGUUAAGAUUGCAAUAGCUGCUACGGCAGCAAUCAGUGCAUGGUUAAUAAAGAAAUCUAUGAAAACAAGUAAAACAAAAUGUACACGGCCUGGUCAACUCUCUCCGGAAGAGAGAGUCCAGUAUAUGAUAAAAGAAAAAAACAGAAAAGAACCCAAGGCGCAAGUGGAUGCAAGAUUCUUUGCUGAACUGAAAGCUCUAUGGAAAAUAAUGGUGCCUGGAUUGUGGUCAAAAGAGAGUGGUUUCAUGGUGUUAAUAGCUCUUGCUCUUGUAUCAAGAACUAUGUGUGAUUUGUGGUUAAUCCAGCAUACUACAUUAGUUGAAGGGUCCAUUAUAACAAUGAAUCACAAAGAAUUCAAGCGACUUGUGGGUCAAAUCUUCCUAGCAAUGCCAUUGAUAUCAGUGGUGAACAAUGUUCUAAAAUGGAGUAUAGGAGAAACUAAAUUAAGACUUAGGACAAAUCUUUCGUUAUAUUUAUAUCAAAAAUAUCUCAAAGGCUUCACUUACUAUCAAGUAACAAAUUUGGACAAUCGGAUAUCGAACGCGGACCAGUUAUUGACCACAGACGUUGACAAGUUCUGUGACACAGUUAUCAACCUGUACAGUAAUAUUAGCAAACCUCUAUUGGAUAUUGGACUCUACCUUUAUAGAUUGACUGUGAACUUAGGACCGUCGACUCCUGGUAUAAUGAUGGCGUAUCUAUUCGUGUCUGGUAUAUUUUUGACAUAUCUUAGAAGACCUACGUCUCGUAUGACGGUACAAGAGCAAAAACUAGAAGGUGAAUUCAGAUAUGUCAAUUCGAGGUUAAUCACGAACUCUGAGGAGAUUGCUUUUUACCAAGGCAACAACCGGGAGAAGUUGACUCUACUCGCCAGCUUCUACAAGCUGACGCGGCAUCUACGCAACUUCCUCAACUUCAGAGUCGCUAUGGGCUUCGUCGACAACAUUAUCGCUAAAUAUGUGGCUAUAAUAGUCGGAUUUUAUGCUGUCUCUCGUCCUUUCUUCGUCAAGAAUCACAAUUUACUCACAAACAGUACUGAAAACGACCGAUUUAAGCACUACUACACGUACGGGCGCAUGCUGGUGAAGAUGGCGGAGGGCAUCGGGCGGCUGGUGCUGUCGGGGCGCGAGCUCAGCCGCCUGGCGGGCCUCACGGCGCGCGUCACGCAGCUGCGCGCCGUGCUGCAUGACGUCAACCAGGGGAAAUACAGCCGCACCAUGGUCGACAGGAACCAGGAUGGCGACAGUCCAAUGCCGCUGUUGCCGGGCGCAGGUCGCAUUAUCUACAAGGACAAGGUGAUCCGCUUCGACCGCGUGCCGCUCGUCACACCCAACGGGGACGUGCUCAUCAGGGAACUUACCUUCGAAGUGCGUUCCGGUAUGAACGUGGUCGUGUGCGGGCCCAACGGCUGCGGGAAGUCGUCCAUGUUCCGUCUGCUGGGCGAGCUGUGGCCGCUGUUCGGCGGCGCGCUCACCAAGCCGCCGCGCGGCAGCCUCUUCUAUAUACCGCAGCGGCCGUACAUGACGCUCGGCACUUUACGCGACCAGGUAAUCUAUCCUCAAAGUCACGAGGAGAUGCUGCGUCGCGGGCGCUCGGACGCCGAGCUGGCGCGCUUCCUGCAGCUGGUGCAGCUGGCCUACCUCGCCGACAGGCAGGGCGGCUGGGACGCCGUCGAGGACUGGAUGGACGUCCUCUCCGGCGGCGAGAAGCAGAGGAUAGCUAUGGCGCGGCUGUUCUACCACGAGCCGCAGUUCGCGAUACUAGAUGAAUGUACCAGCGCCGUCUCCGUUGACGUCGAGGGACAAAUGUACCAGUACUGUCGAGAGAUGGGUAUAUCGCUGUUCACGGUGUCCCAUCGCAAGUCGUUGUGGCAACACCACGACCACUACCUGCGCAUGGACGGCCGCGGCGGCUACCAGUUCGCCGCCAUCGACACUGACACGCACGAGUUCGGCUCAUGAACUAACGAUAUAUUACUUUAACUUCUUUCUUUUAUAUCAAAAUACUAACAGUUCGCGUGCGGCUUCAUCCGCAUCAAAUAAAAAAAUUAUUGUUUGCAUU